Mauremys reevesii (Reeves's turtle) is the source of this 994-nucleotide messenger RNA. RefSeq names its product claudin-34-like. The record is from RefSeq and is a predicted model, not a curated record. The transcript is spliced from 2 exons. NCBI's taxonomy places the organism in Eukaryota, Metazoa, Chordata, Testudines, Geoemydidae. Bases 199 to 882 code for a protein of 227 amino acids. Gene Ontology annotation, biological process: cell adhesion; bicellular tight junction assembly. Gene Ontology annotation, cellular component: bicellular tight junction; plasma membrane. Gene Ontology annotation, molecular function: structural molecule activity.
AUGUUUAGUUUUAGUUUGGGUGAGUCCUUUCCAUUGUUCUGAAAAGGCAGGAGCACACUGCAGGUGGAGAAUUUCUGAGAGGAAUUUCUUCUUAAUAAUGCUUAUUCUUUAGGAAUGAUUUCUGGUUCAGCCACACAUACUGUCAGGAAGAGCCUGGAUCAGUGCUCCUGUGAUGAUCUUCUUGGCUAAUUUGCUUGCAUGAGGACUGAUGAAGAUCUUGAGGCAAUGUCCUCUCUGUCUAAAAGAGUUACCCUCCAACUAGUUGGCUUUUCUUUGGGCUCUCUCGGCUGGAUUUUAUCCUGUAUUACAACGAGGCACGCAGAGUGGAGGCUGUGGCUUGUGGAUAAUACCACCAUCUUCUCCUCUGGUAUUGCCCAUGUAGGAAUCUGGAAAAUCUGCUUUCCUCCAAACUUAAAAAUCUCCAGUGAUUAUGGUAUAGUGUGCUGUCACGAAUUCAAUUUCAAUGAAAACUUUUUCCCUGUGGAAAUGUUUCUUGCCCAGAUCCUCCUGCUCAUUGCUACUUUCUUGGGAGGAUUAGGAAUAUUUUUCACUCUCUUACCACCCUGGCACUUUUAUAUGGGAACAAUUCGCAAAACUCAGGCUAUCUGCUUGUUUCUAGCUGGAGGGAUCUUGUACAUAAUUGCAGGUCUCUGUGUCUUAGUCCCAGUGAGCUGGAAUUUCUAUUCAGUAGCAAACAAUAGCAGCAUCCCCUUUCCUCCUUCUUUCCACCUGCCUUCUUUCCCAGUAGCACAGAAAAUUGGGAUUGCUAUUCCUCUGGGGAUCUCAUCUGGCCUCAUGUUGCUAAUAGGUGGGAUCAUUUUCCUCUAUAUCAGAUCUCCCGUGACAUCAAUUAGGGUAAACCCUAUGAACCCAAGAUCUUAACUAUCAGCCUAAAGAGAGAGACAACAUUCUAGAAAGUGAUUUCCAGAAAUUCUUUGGAUUUGAAUCAGACAAAUAUAAAUAAAGUUGAUGGUUAGUUCUUAUAAAAAUAAAA